CCCUAAUUCUCUCGGUGCGGAAGCGAUGACCACACUCUCCCAAUCCCAUACAGUGUACAUACUCUCGCAUGGGGACAUUUCCCGCGGUCUAGCUUCUCAUUUUGGCAACGAUGGCAUUGCAUCACGUGGCCAGCACUGGGGCAGAAUAGUAGGGUUGUGCCUGAAUUGUGUAUUCUCCACUCUCGAAGGCUUGAGCUGGUCGUUGCUUUUCUUGUUGUCGUCUACAGCACAUGUCACUGUCGCUCUUUCUUACACAUCUCCAUUUGUCGGCUGUGGUUUUUGCGUUACAGCACUGGAGGAAACGUAUUGCUGCUGGUACGGCCGCUGCGGCUGUGGUUCCGCCUCCUCCUGAUCCUGUUGAUCUUGCUGACUCACUUGACCCUGUUAAUCCUCCUGAUCCUUUGGCCUGCUACGCCUGCGCUCGCGCCUUGUUCUUUACAGGCUCCUGCACCUUGUCCAUUUUGGCUCUCGACCUAUCCGCCAAGGUUUGCUCGAGCCGCCUUGUAGCACCCUUUCGUGGUCACUUCAGAGGCGGCGGCGUGUCCUCAGGCUAAAUAGAGGGCGCAGUGGAAGGGGAAGGAAUGGCGAUGUAGAUGUAGACGAAUUUAGCAGCGUUGAAGUCUCUCCAGAUAUUUCCUCAACCCUGUGGAUCUCUGUCCUUGGAAAAGGGUGAUGUCUAGGCUCAAACGUUUGUCGAAGAUCGCAUCCAACUCUUCGCUAUUUUGGGCCU
Molecule: messenger RNA, 730 nt
Organism: Tilletiaria anomala UBC 951
Lineage: Eukaryota; Fungi; Basidiomycota; Exobasidiomycetes; Georgefischeriales; Tilletiariaceae
Exons: 1
Coding region: 231-554 (107 amino acids)
Source: RefSeq, a predicted model, not a curated record